AUUUCGAUGAUUUCAGAUGAUUUUUCUCGCGUUUUUCCUUGCUUUAAUCACAAUCUCCUCCUACGCGGCGGAUGAAUCUUGCAGCGUAAACACGGCAGACAGAGAGAAAGAGGAUGCGGAGAAAUGUUUGAUAAUGUUGAAACCGGAUACCGUGAACCGUGGUCUGGUUGGAGAAUUGAUCCAGAGGUUUGAAAAGAAAGGAUUUACUCUCCUUGAGAUGAAAAUGGUCCAAGCAGAAAGAUCCGUCCUGGAGGAACAUUAUCAGGAGCAUACCGGCAAAUCAUUUUUUCCUGGAUUGUUAGAUUACAUGGUGAGUGGUCCAGUUGUACCUAUGGUGUGGCGAGGGAAGAAUAUUAUUACUAUCUCCAGAAGGAUGUUGGGUGCAACUGAUCCAUUAGAGAGUCUACCAGGAACUAUCAGAGGUGAUCUUGGAGUGAGUAAACAGAUGAACCUGUGUCAUGUUUCUGAUUCUUUGGAUUCUGCAGAACGAGAGAUUAAGCUCUGGUUUCCUGAAUCUAAUUCUAGUAAAAGGAUUGAUCCUCUCUCCGCCUGGAAAGCAUAAACCCUCAAAUCUGUCAAACAUGUUUUCCUCUAAGUGGAGAAAUGUCGGUUUCCUUUUCAGAUAUUUCUAUUAUUAUUAUCUUCAACAUUACCCCGGAACUAGGAUCAUCCUAGUAACAGAACUGGGACCAUAUUUAAAGGGAGUGACCGGCAAUGUAUGGUAGUUGAACUGAGCAUUGUGGAGAAAUUUUUUAGGUAUCAUUUGAGACCUUUGAGAUGUUUUUACGGUGCAUAUUUGUUCAGCAAGAGUGCAAAUUCAAUCUUUAUAAUCCAAUUAGAUGUUUAUGAACAUUGUCGGUCACUCCUUUUAAUGAUUAGCAAGAAGUCGUUGAACUACGUAGAGAUCUUUUAAUUUAACUGUGAAUCGGUCAUUCAAGAUUUAAGUCAAAGAGCACUUAAAAGAUUCUUGAACCGCCGGUAGAUAGUUCAGCGACCUGUCUCCAAUUUAUAAAAUUUUAUACCAGAUCCCUUUUCUAAAUGUAAGAUCUUGCUGAACCUUUAUCAUCCUGGAUUGAAAUAUGAAAGACAUGUCUGUAAUCGUCAAGUUUCAACAUUGAAAUUAAAGCUGCAAAGAAAUAUUUUUUACAAUAAACAUACAGGGUUUACUUCGUUUUAAGUCACGCUGCGGUUGUUUUUUCUCUAAUGUUUUAAUUAGAACUAUGUAUUUAUUAAUUAGAAAUUAUUUUCCAAUUCUGUGAUAAUAUAAAUAUUUGUUCGA
Eurytemora carolleeae is the source of this 1279-nucleotide messenger RNA. RefSeq names its product nucleoside diphosphate kinase 1-like. The coding region runs from base 17 to 562 and encodes 181 amino acids. Gene Ontology annotation, biological process: GTP biosynthetic process; CTP biosynthetic process; UTP biosynthetic process. Lineage: Eukaryota; Metazoa; Arthropoda; Copepoda; Calanoida; Temoridae. Gene Ontology annotation, molecular function: nucleoside diphosphate kinase activity. The record is from RefSeq and is a predicted model, not a curated record. The transcript is spliced from 4 exons.